Spinacia oleracea (spinach) is the source of this 3857-nucleotide messenger RNA. Its product is annotated as putative pentatricopeptide repeat-containing protein At1g12700, mitochondrial. The record is from RefSeq and is a predicted model, not a curated record. Gene Ontology annotation, biological process: mitochondrion organization; RNA processing. Gene Ontology annotation, molecular function: protein binding; mRNA binding. The transcript is spliced from 2 exons. Gene Ontology annotation, cellular component: mitochondrion. NCBI's taxonomy places the organism in Eukaryota, Viridiplantae, Streptophyta, Magnoliopsida, Caryophyllales, Amaranthaceae. Bases 428 to 2641 code for a protein of 737 amino acids.
AUAUAGAAAUAUUUAUAGUCACCUGCAAAAAUGAACUUGUUCGUCACAGAAUCACAGUCAACACAAAUGCAUUCUCUCACUUGCUCAAAUCUUUCUCCUCCAGUCUCCCGAUUAGAACAACAAACUUCAACAGAUUCAACCAUUUCUCCCUUAAUUAAACCCUCGGCAAUUUAGGGUUUUUGCCCCGAUUUCAAUUUUCCCAGACCUCUGAAUUUGAAUUUGAUAAAGCAAUUGGAGAGUGUUAAUGGCAAAAGCUUAAGCUUACAUUAAUGGCGAUAGCAUCUUUCUUCAACAGUUCAACUUCUACUUAAACCCUUCGCAAAUCAGGGAUUUCUCUUUCAUGUAGUGAUACCGUCGCCUUCAAUUUUUACAGACCUCUGAAAUUGGUUAGGUAGUAUAAUCAAAUUAGGGUUUUCGAAAUUGAAGAAUGGCGAUUAUACUUGGAGUUGGUGUAAAACAAAUCGUUGCAAAAGCUUCAGCUUACAUUAAUGGCGGUAACAUCAUUCAUCGUCUUCCAACUUCUGUUUUUCAUCUCCACAGCAUUUCUGACUCCGCUGAAAAUGACGUUGAUCCCAAAUUCUUCCUGAAAUCGGUGCGACAACAAUCUAAGCUGGGAUUUCGCAACCUUGAAGAUGCUGUCUCUCUCUUCAAUAGAAUGACCCGUAUGAAUCCUCUCCCUUCUCCUUUCGAUUUUACUCUAAUUUUGUCUUCUAUGGCCAAGAUUAAACCUCGUCACUCUGACAUAUAUUCAACUGUAAUUUCUCUGUAUGGUCAUUUAGAGAUGUUGGGUGUUUCUCAUAAUCUUCGUUCUUUCAAUGUUCUUGUCAAUUGCUAUUCCUACCUGGGCCAUGUCGAUUUCGGGUUUUCGGUUAUGGGAAAAAUCAUCAAAAAUGGGUAUCAUCCCAGUAUUGUGACUUUCAAUACACUCAUCAACGGGCUUAUUCAUAUUGAUCUUUUGGAACAAGCUUCUAAAUUGUUGGAUCAAAUUGUCAAGCUUGGGUUUCAAGCCAACCAUGUUACCUAUGGUACUUUGAUCAAAGGUCUUUGUAGAAUAGGAAACCAUGCAACUGCUCUCACUUUGCUUUUGACUAUGCAAUCUGGGCUUUCCCUUUCCAAACCUGAUAUUUUCAUGUAUAACACCAUCAUUGAUAGUCUGUGUAAAAACAAGCUUUUACCUCAGGCCCUCACCCUUUUUUCUGAGAUGAAAAGCAAGGGCAUUCCACCCGACGUCUUAACUUAUAAUACCUUAGUUAGAGGGAUGUACACUUUGAGGCAAUGGGAUGAUGCAAAAGACAUGUUAAAUGAGAUGUUGGAGAACAAUAUUGAUCCUAUUGUUGAGACCUAUAACAUGCUAAUUGACAUGUGUUGCAAACAUGGGAAGGUUAGGGAGGCAGAAGCUAUAUUGGGACUCAUGACUAAGAGGGGUGAUGCUCCAGAUAUCAUUACUUAUAAUUCUCUGUUGGAUGGGUUUUGUAUGUGUGGGCAAAUGGAUGAAAGUUUUGACCUAAUGAAUUUGAUAGUGAAAAAUGGUUGUAUGCCUGAUAUUGUUACUUACACCAGCUUGUUGAACGGAUUUUGCAAGUGUAAAAAGCUCGAUAAGGCCUUCGACUUAGUCCAGGAUAUGCGUCUAAGAGGAUUAGCCCCUGAUGUUUUCACAUAUAGCAUUCUUAUAAAUGCCUUUUGUAAGGACAACAAACUCCAGUUCGCAUGUCAAGUUAUCCAGGAUAUGGAAGCUCAAGGUAUCACACCUGAUAGGGUUACUUACAAUUCAUUGCUUGAUGGCCUCUGUAAAAGCUCACAGAUUGAUGAGGCAAUGGCAAUGCUGAAAGGAAUGACGAGUAGUGGAGCAGCCCCUGAUAUUGUCACCUACAAUAUCCUAAUUGACGGCCUUUGUCAAGUUGGGAGACUUGAAGAAGCAAUGGACAUCUUAUCUUCUCUUCGGGCUAAAGGUUUAGAUCCAGACAAUUAUACUUAUAAUGUAAUAAUAAAUGGAUAUUGCAAGUGUAAAAAGUUUGACCAAGCCCUUGGCAUGUUCCAUGAUAUGCAUCUUAGAGGAUUGAAAGCAAAUGUUGUCACGUACAACAUUCUCAUACAUGCCUUGUGCAAGGAGAACAAAGUCCAGCUUGCAGAUCAACUUAUCCAGAAAAUGAAAGUUCAAAACCUCACACCAGAAGCACCUACUUACAUUUCAUUGACAGAUGGUGUCUAUAACAUGUCACUGAUUGAUGAGGCAAUGGCAAUGCUGAAAAAAAUGAUUGCCAGUGGAGCAGCCCCUGAUAUUGUCACCUACAAUAUCCUAAUUGAUGGCCUUUGUCAAGUUGGGCGACUUGAAGAUGCAGGGGACAUCUUGACUUCUCUCCGGGCUAAAGGUUUAGAUCCAGACAAUUAUACAUACAAUGCAAUGAUAAAUGGAUAUUGCAAGUGUAAGAAGCUUGAUCAGGCACUUGGCUUGUUCCAUGAUAUGCAUAAUGGAGUAUUGGAACCCGAUGUUGUCACAUAUAGCACUCUCAUAGAUGCCUUAUGCAAGGAGAACAGGUUCGAGUUUGCAAAUCAACUUGUCCAGAAAAUGAAAACUCAAAACCUCACAACAGCCACAGUUACUAAUGAUUCUUUUAUUGGUGGCCUAUGUGAAAGCUCAUAGAUUAGCAAGGCAACGGCAAUCGUGAGAGAAAUGGAUAGAAGCAUAUUGGUCCCUUAUUAUCACAUACUUGUAUUUCAAGUUGAGUACCUUGAAGAUGCUGUGUUUUUUUCUCUUCUCCACAAGCAAAGGGAUUUACAACCAAACAAUUUCAUACACAAAUGUAAUGAUUAAGGGGCUCUGUAAGAAAGGGGUUUUGAAUGAUGCGGUUGAACAACUGAACAGUUAGUGGCUGCUCUCCAUAUUUUGCAUUUUCAAUACGAUUUGCAGAGGAUUAUUCAUGACACUGAUGUCCGAAAGGCAUUGGAGUUCUUCAGAAUCAUGAGUAGCAAAGGGCUUGCCCCUGAUGCUCACGCUACUUUGCUGCUUGGUCUCUCACUUGCUGGUCACAUUAUUAGCAAUGUGCAUAUGGCUUUGCUUCCUCUGGUUUACUUGUUAUUCUUUUUUAACAUGGAUGUUCAAAUACUUCACGUCACAAAGACACUGAAGGAAAGUGGACGCAUUUACAAUAUGGCUGCUUGAAAAUAAUCCGCUUGCAUAUGCUCCAAGGAGGUUGAAGUUCUUUACUGAAGUCUGAAGUUUUAAAUUUUGUGAUUUAUUCUUUUAGAUUUGCCAAUACAAAGACAUGAAAGAUUAUCCCUUAGACUUGUGGCUGUGGAGAAACUCUCUCAGCCUCAGAAUCCGUUUCGAAGUUAAGUUUCAGAGUGUUGAAGAUGUCACGCGACUCACGCAUUAUGCCUUCAAUUGGUGGACUAUGUGAAGCUGUUCAUGCGAAUGGGUUGCAGCCCCACCAUUGUUAAUGAAAACGGAGGAUAAUUCAUGUUCUUCAGAUGAUGAUUGAACCUACUGUGCAUUUAUCAGUGAAUUUCUUUCUAGUAAUGCUGUCUGAAACCUGAAAAGGCUUUGGAGUUUAUCAAAAAUAUGACUGCUAUGUGCUAACAAAGGCUUUGAAGCUGAUGCUCGCGCUACUUGGUUGAGUUGUGGAUUGCUCAUUCCUCAGAAGGGUUUUUAAGUACCACCAGAUCACAAGUUUGUGGCCAAUUUGCUACUUUUGUGGAUUGUAGAUUUCUUCAGGAAAUUGUAGGCUUGUAGAGUUUGUAGCUAGCUUCGGAAGGCUUUGUACUUUAUAUUAAAUUGCGGUUUAUCACCAAGUAAAUAUACUUCCAUUCGGAACAAUUUGUCAAUAUGCUAGGUGCUUAUUAUCUGAAACCUAAUUUAA